UCCUUCGCCAGAGAAGUACACCUCAGACAGCCUAUAUUCCCGUCGGGUCCUCCAUUUUCUUCAAGCUGUAAGCUCCCCAAAACGUGGGACUUUUCUCCUUAUCAUCCAUUUGUUUGUAAGAUCUUUUGUUCUUCUAGAUUCACGAAUAGCCAAAAUUCGAUAAUCAAUUCUCUCUUUUUUCUCUUUGUAUAUGCAUUUCCAGGAAUCUCUCUCUUUUUUUUUCUUCUUUUUUUUUUUUUCCUGGAUUUUGCUCUUCAUUGAGUUUUCCCCUUUAAAUAAACUUUUUUCCUUCUCUGGGACUCUCUUGUUGUCUCAAUAUUCCAUUUCUUUGUUCAUGGGCCUGUCUGAAAAGGUAAAAGAUUUACUGGUGUUGUUAAUUUUUCCUUCUAUUUUGUGGGUGCUUCUUGUUUAGAUUUUUAAGCUUUUGGGAAUGGCAUAAAGGAAGGAUCUUUCAUAGCCAUUUUCAAAUGUAUUAUAUUUACCUUUUUCUUUGAUAAUUUUUGUUUGGGAGUCUUCUUUUAUCAAAUACUUAAAUACCCAUUUGAGGCUAGUUCAAUUCCAAGCUGCUAGGCUUCGAAACUUGACCAUUUCGCAUAUUUCCAAGCCAGUAGCCUUUUUUAUUUGACAAAAAUCCUUUCUUUUUGUUUCCAUUUCUCUCUUUAUUUUCAUCUCUUGAUCUAUCCCAACACCCCCAUAAAAAGAAAAUCUAGAUAUGUACAAAACACAUCCCAAAAGAGAAGUUUCUUUCGAAUUCCAGUCUCAAAUCCCAGUCUUGAGGCCAAGCAUUCAUGCAAGAAGGGCAAGUAUAACAGUCAAAUUCCAAGACCUUUAUGGAUUCACUGUAGAAGGCAAUGUGGAUGAUGUUAAUGUAUUGAAUGAGGUUAGAGAGAAGGUGAGACAACAAGGGAGACUUUGGUGGGCAUUAGAGGCUAGCAAAGGUGCUAAUUGGUAUUUGCAGCCUCAGGUUACUUCAAUUGUUGAAGGGAUUCCGUUGAAAUCCUCUCUUAAAUUGUCUAAUUUAACUAAUGCAAUCACUUUGAAGAAGCUUAUAAGAAAGGGAAUACCUCCUGUACUUAGGCCUAAGGUUUGGUUUUCGCUCUCCGGAGCUGCAAAGAAGAAGUCUACGGUGCCUGAGAGCUAUUACAAUGAUAUGACUAAGGCUGUUGAAGGGAAGGUUACACCUGCUACGAGGCAGAUUGAUCAUGAUCUGCCAAGAACCUUUCCUGGUCACCCAUGGUUGGACACUCCAGAGGGUCAUGCUGCACUCCGACGUGUUCUCGUUGCUUAUUCUUUCCGUGAUUCUGAUGUUGGGUAUUGCCAGGGUUUAAAUUAUGUUGCAGCCCUGCUAUUGCUUGUGAUGAAAACAGAGGAAGAUGUGUUUUGGAUGCUUGCUGUCCUUCUGGAAAAUGUCUUAGUUAAUGAUUGCUACACAAAUAACUUGUCAGGAUGUCAUGUUGAACAAAGGGUUUUCAAGGAUUUGCUUGUUAAAGAGUGCCCAAGGAUAGCUGCUCAUUUGGAAGAACUGGAGUUUAAUGUGUCCCUUGUUGCCACCGAAUGGUUCUUGUGUCUUUUCUCGAAGAGCUUGCCUUCAGAGACAACUCUGCGAGUGUGGGAUGUUCUUUUCUUCGAGGGAGCAAAGGUUCUAUUUCAUGUAGCUUUGGCUAUAUUUAAGAUGAAGGAAGUAGAGCUGCUUCUAACUCAUCAUGUCGGCGAUGUAAUUAGCAUAUUACAGAAAACCACCCAUCAUCUCUUUGAUCCGGACGAAUUAUUGACGGUGGCAUUUGAUAAAAUAGGUUCAAUGACAACGAACGCGAUAUCGAAGCAAAGAAAAAAGCAGCAACCGGCAGUAAUGGCAGAGCUGGAUCAAAGAUUGAGAAGACUAAACUCAUUGAGUAUGGAUGAGAAAUAACUGUUAUUAUUACAGUUUGAUCAAAGUUGUUACAGUUAAAGACAUUCCAAAUAACUGUUAUCCAGUUAUGUCUGUGGUAGGAGAAGGGGGACACAGUAAAGAGAGUCUGCUGCUUUCAAGGAUGUACUAUGUUGUUAAAUGUAAAUUAUGGAUUGUUGCAACAUAUGGAAUUAAAUUAAAUAUGUAAGUCAGGGCAUCACUGGCUUUUUACUACCUUGCAAAUUUGGUUUCUGAUGUGAGUUGUUCAUCUCCAGAAAUUUCUAGGACUUGUUUUAUUUGGCAACUUUCUUUCUUUCUUUCUCUAACUUGCUGUAUUUUUAGCUAUAAGCAGUGCCACCAUUAGGGUUGUGCACAGUUUGUGAGAAUUUCGAUCGAACAAGAACUGGAAGGAUCAAAUUCUAUUGAUCUAAAUUAAUGUUUGCUAUUUUAUUUGAAUUCUUAUUUUUACCAA
Manihot esculenta (cassava) is the source of this 2360-nucleotide messenger RNA. RefSeq names its product TBC1 domain family member 2A. Bases 713 to 1909 code for a protein of 398 amino acids. The record is from RefSeq and is a predicted model, not a curated record. Lineage: Eukaryota; Viridiplantae; Streptophyta; Magnoliopsida; Malpighiales; Euphorbiaceae. The transcript is spliced from 7 exons.